GUGACCGACACAAAUGACAAUCCACCGGCAUUUGAUGUGCCCGUUUAUUCAUUUGAUAUACCAGAGAACGCCCCACGUGGUUAUCAAGUUGGCAUCAUAACUGCCACAGAUCCAGAUUUGGGCAACAAUGCUGUGGUCACUUACACUGUCAUCUCAGAAUGGGCCAAUGAUGUAUUCAGUUUGAAUCCGCAAACGGGCGUUCUGACGUUAACAGCCCGUUUGGAUUAUGAAGAGAUACAACAUUACAUUUUGCUUGUCCAAGCACAGGAUAAUGGCCAGCCAAGUCUAUCCAAUGCCAUAACGGUGUACUGUAAUGUUAUGGACCUGAACGAUAAUCCGCCAGUAUUUGAUCCCAUAAGCUAUUCAAUGGAGAUUUAUGAGAAUGUUUCAAUUGGAACACCUGUUGUGACGGUAAUGGCCACAGAUAUUGAUUCAG
Messenger RNA from Musca vetustissima, 436 nucleotides. Its product is annotated as cadherin-related tumor suppressor-like. The transcript is spliced from 2 exons. Gene Ontology annotation, cellular component: membrane. The record is from RefSeq and is a predicted model, not a curated record. NCBI's taxonomy places the organism in Eukaryota, Metazoa, Arthropoda, Insecta, Diptera, Muscidae. Gene Ontology annotation, molecular function: calcium ion binding. The annotation marks the transcript as partial. Gene Ontology annotation, biological process: homophilic cell-cell adhesion.